AUGGGUCUCAAAAAGAAGCAUGUUUCUGCCGAAACUCCGCAACCGAUUUGCGAUAAAAUUGAGGGUGGCCCGCCGUUUGAAGAUUUGUACGACUAUUACUACCGCAUCGAUCUACCACGCAGUUUUUUUCGCGCACAUGAUGCGGAGUCUUUGGCUGCUGACAUCAACAGCUUCGCUUGCAAGCUGAUGGAUAAACUGGGAAUCGCUAUGGGCGAGCGGUUUUCAGCUUGCAAAUUGCACAGGAGCAUCGAAAACGACCUGGUUGAGCCUGCCGAGAAGAAAGCCAGAAAGCAAAAAACGGUGUUGGUCGUUGGCUUCAGUGCAACUAGCGAAUGGUCAAAUCCACUGACGAUUGGCCCAAUUGCAAACGAGCCUCAGGCCCAAGUCUUCCGAAACUUUUGGGACAGCAAGACGGAACUGCGCCGCUUUGGAGACAAUUCUAUCAAAGAAACUAUCAUGUGGGCAGAGGAGGCGGGCGAUGACGUCUCGUUCAAAGUGUUUAGCUUCGUCCUGAGACAACACUUUGGAGUUGAACCUGAGAACCUGACGAACAUCUCGCGUCUUGAAAGCUCAUUGUUGCCGAAUCGCAAGGGUGGCGAAAAGCUGAAGGCGAACUUUGCCGAACUGAGCGGAUAUCUGCGUGGACUCAGCGACUUGCCAUUGAAAGUGACGACGAUUACCGGCACUUCCCCUUACCUUCGAGGAACAGAACCCAAUGAGUUUGCUGCUCUUGUUGCGGCCUGCAAGGGCAUUGUACACGAAGAUUUGAAGGCAUUGCUACCUUCUUCUAACAUCGUUCCCAAUCUGACGAAAACCGUUGAAGUGUUCAUCCGGCUCGAAUAUUCGCAUAAAUGGGGCAAUGACGUGGAACUCAUCCGCCAGCUAAUCAUAUCGUUCUACAUCUUGAUCGCUGAGCAAUUGAAAGCCCAACACAAACUCGACUGCCAUCCAACUCCUGGAGCUCUGUAUAUCCGGCUGAAGUCGACAGUCUUCCGCGUCAUUAUCGUCAACGAAAAAAUCUUGGCCAUGCUAAGAAAUCAGAUCGAAUCGCAACACAUGGCUGGGAUCGACACGUCAGCGCAAAAUAAACGUCUAAAGAGGCUCACUACCGCGUAUCGCAUCGAGCCGGCAAUCAAAGCGCAACUCGGCGUGCUCGCUCUCAAGCACCAACAUUUUUCCUCCGCCUGCCAGUUGUUCAAGCGAUGGCUAGGACGGCAAAUGCUGAGUGGUCGGUUGCACGAAAUAACCGAGGAGCUAUUGGUUGCUGCGGCUUUUGAUAAACAUUCCGGGAAACCGGCGCCAAGUUCGGCCUUCGCCGGAUUUCGCCGUGCGCUCCAAGUGAUCGUCGAGCAUGAUUGGCUAAAGAAGCCGCUGAUCGUGGAUUUGGAUGGACAGUGGCCAGAGGAAGAGCGAAUGCAAGCCAUGAAGACAUUUGUCGCACAGCGCAUUAUACUGCCACCGAUGGUCAUUUGUACUCAAGAGGAUCCCUCUGGGGCGCUCUGGACAGCCGAGACUCCGUCUGCCUUAUUCACACAUCGCCUGAUGAAUGUUGCAGCGAUUGCCUUGACUGCCAUCAACGGAGCGCUGCGGGCCGAGAAUGAUUUUGUGACCGAGGAGCUAUUCCACCAAAGCCCGGCCUCUUUUGAUGCCUGGAUUCAUCUCCAUCGGGAGUUCCAGAAAGCAGGCUGGAAGGCUCGCGAUGCAGCAGGUAUUCGAGAGUUGCAAGGCAAUCUUCCCGUCGUCGAUUUCAACCCGCUUGAACUAUUCGUUGAAAGAUUGAACAAUCACUUCGGCUCGGUGGCCUUUUUCCUUUACGACCGUUACAAUGGGAAGCGCAUCGGCAUCAAGUGGCGCGGUGAUGUGACGCCAAUGUCCACCAGGAUCGCCCGCGCUGGUGGCUACAAGCUUGAUGAGGACAACUUCUCUCAAAUGACUGUAAAUCAGGCGGAAAUCGUGGAAACGAUCGGUAUUCUCGGGCAAGGAAUGGUCUCAAAAAUCACGACCGGCAACAAUGAAGUCUUGUUUUACGGAGACGAGCCCGACUUCUUGCAAGGCAUCGAUAUCGUUUUCCCAGCCAAACCUCCUGACGAAAUCCAACCAAGCGAAUUGCUGCAAACGCCUGAAGCUCCCGUUCAAACGCCCGAAAAGGAGGUUCCGCUCUUCAAAGAGGACGAGUGGGAAGUCGUCACGGAAGACAAAACGCCAGUCAGCCUCGCAACCAUCCACUCGUCAAAAGACAGGGUUUUGACACCCGAGGAAGCGGAUGCGUUUAUCCGGGAUGAAAACGGGCAGCUGUUCUUUUCACCAUCCAAGUUGAUCAUCAUCGACUCGUCAGAUUCCUCAGAUGAGGCAGAUAUGGAGAGCAAGCAACUCGAAAAAACCGCAAUCGAGAUAGAAGAUCAGCCCAACCCGUCCCCUGAAAAAGAAUCACCAUCAAUUGGCAAACCAACUCGCACAGGCUUGAAGAAGUCCCAGAAGGAAAAGAAGUCCCCGCACUUUGGCAAGCAGACCGUCGCCUCGAAAAUGAAGCGCAAGAGCACUUAUGGAACGAAAUCAACAGAACCCGCCGCUCCCACGAAAAAGAUCCACUUUGAACUU
This is a messenger RNA of Mesorhabditis spiculigera, 2598 nucleotides long. Lineage: Eukaryota; Metazoa; Nematoda; Chromadorea; Rhabditida; Rhabditidae. The record is from the annotation of a GenBank genome assembly.